Messenger RNA from Gongylonema pulchrum, 354 nucleotides. Lineage: Eukaryota; Metazoa; Nematoda; Chromadorea; Rhabditida; Gongylonematidae. The record is from the annotation of a GenBank genome assembly.
AUGGAUGCUGUCAAGGAAUUUGCACUGUGUCAGUUUGAGUACGUUGAUGCGUGUGCCCGUGCUUGCGGUCUCUUUCAACUGUUGAGUAUUUAUGAAGAAUGCUGCAUGCAAGUACUGCACCAUGACAUACAAGUUUUGUGUGAACAAGUCUUAUUGCCUUCACUGAAUACCAUUGUCCGGGACCGUGACCAGCUGGCAGCUGAACUAAUUGGCCGAUUACGUUACACUCGAGCAGAAAAUAGUCAUUUUUUGAAUGCAAUGGUUGAACAGGCGAUGUCGUGGGUUGACAUGUACAACGCGCAGCCACUGCUCGUACCGCUGACCUGCUGGAUACCACCGCCAAAAAUGAAACAG